AUGUCGAGCAUUCGCGGAGGCCCUGAAAAGAGCUUUCUAUUCCACUAUAGAAAUAUCUCCUAUUGGAAGGAUUUUGCUGUAGGAAGUGAGGGCACCGCCCAAUUUUCCUCUAAGAGACUUUCAUGCCGGGCCAUGGUUGAGAUUUUCAAAUCGAAAAGCUCUGCGACUGUCAACUCCAAUAUGACCCAUAGCCCCACCGAGAUCGAGAAUGACCUUGUAAAGAGUUCUAUGGAGUAUAUCCAAGAAGAAUACCAACGCUCCGACUGUGUUGCAAUACGUACAUCAUGGCCCCAGGGCUCGCCCACGACAACACUCAGGCAUCCGCAUCCGGCCCUUCCAAAACCAAACCGACAGUUUAUAUCCUCGACAAGUUCAACGAAAAAGCCCCUCGCCCAUGCUAGGACAAUAUUCAAUGGCAUUCUUCCCGAGGACGAAGGAUUCGCCGACUGGAAGAAGAAUGCAUCCGCACUGCUAAUCCGCGGCUCGUACUUGACCGCCGAGGACAUUGCUAGCUGCCCCAACCUCAUCGCUAUCGGCAAGCAUGGUGUUGGGAUUGAUAAAAUUGAUCAAAAGGCAUGUGGGGCAAGGGGUAUCAGGAUUUGCAACACCCCCGGUGCCAACGCUCGUGAUGUCGCGGAACUCGUCCUUGCGCUCAGCGUGACAGUUGCUCGAGACAUUCGAUCCAUUACGACACGCCAAAUGACCAGGCCCAUCCCAAAAGAGACCUGCAAUGGUUUGACGCUUUAUAAGAAGACUCUCGAAAUCAUUGGCAUGGGAAAUAUCGGGCGCACUGUUGCGGAAAUUUUCCGUGGCGCUUUCGAUGCCAAUGUCGUCGCUUAUGAUGUUUUUAUGCCGGACGGUGCAUGGCCUCACAUCUCACAUCGGAGCUUCAAUGAUAUGGAAGAAGUUAUCAAGAGGGCAGAUGUUGUUUCUAUUCAUGUUCCGUUGACAGAGGAAACGCGUGACAUGAUAUCGUACAAGGAGAUUCGAAUGAUGAAACCCGAUGCGAUACUGAUCAACGCUGCUCGAGGUGGAAUUGUCAACAAAGCUGAUCUCACUACGGCCUUGUCUGAGGGCCAUCUAUGGGGAGCUGGUCUGGACUGCCAUGAACAAGAACCCCCACUCGUGAGAAGUAUGGUGCGCUGUGGGAUAAUUUGA
This is a messenger RNA of Talaromyces rugulosus, 1158 nucleotides long. RefSeq lists its product as uncharacterized. Bases 1 to 1158 code for a protein of 385 amino acids. The record is from RefSeq and is a predicted model, not a curated record. Gene Ontology annotation, cellular component: cytosol. The transcript has 2 exons. NCBI's taxonomy places the organism in Eukaryota, Fungi, Ascomycota, Eurotiomycetes, Eurotiales, Trichocomaceae. Gene Ontology annotation, molecular function: hydroxypyruvate reductase [NAD(P)H] activity; glyoxylate reductase (NADPH) activity; NAD binding.